Zingiber officinale is the source of this 5813-nucleotide messenger RNA. RefSeq names its product bromodomain and WD repeat-containing protein 1-like. The transcript is spliced from 24 exons. The coding region runs from base 278 to 5416 and encodes 1712 amino acids. NCBI's taxonomy places the organism in Eukaryota, Viridiplantae, Streptophyta, Magnoliopsida, Zingiberales, Zingiberaceae. The record is from RefSeq and is a predicted model, not a curated record. Gene Ontology annotation, molecular function: protein binding. Gene Ontology annotation, cellular component: nucleus. Gene Ontology annotation, biological process: cytoskeleton organization; regulation of cell shape; regulation of transcription by RNA polymerase II.
CUCUACGCAAAAUACAAAACGGAGGGUCCGUUUCCGUCAACUGAGAGGGGGAGAAGGUGUCCUAGCCAGGCGCCGAUACCUUCCGCUUCUCCUUGCCGGCGAAACCCUACUCGCUUCCGUCCUCCCCUUCGCCGUCGACGCUGGCCCCUGAAUCCUAUUCCAAGCAGCCCUAUCUCCUCUGCCCAUCUCUUGUCGAGAUCGCUUGCCGACCUGCUGCAGUUCGUUUCAUCCCCUUUCGCCUCAUCUUCUUCGUAAUCAGAUCUGUGUGUUUUCAUAGAUGGCUCCCAGCAAAUGCAAACCUUCUGGAGAUGAAACUUCUAUCAAUGUGACACCUUUGAAGUUCUCUAGAAGAAUGCUUGAGAAGUUCAAUUCUAUUGACCAAAGAAUGACACAGGAGAUUGACAUUCGGGAAGUUUAUUUUUUGAUCAUGCAUUUUUUGUCGGCUGGGCCAUGUAAGAGGACAUACGGGCAGCUCUGGAAUGAGCUUUUAGAGCACAAACUUUUACCUAGAAGAUACCAUGCUUGGUAUUCACGCUCUGGUGCACCAAGUGGUGAUGAAGAUGACGAUGGCUUGUCACUGCCUCUUUGCUAUAUCAAGUUGACUCAGAGGUACCCUCAUAUUGAAAAGGACCACUUAGUAAAGCUUUUGAAACAAUUAUUAGUUAAUUCAUCUCCUUUGCCUGGCGUGAUUGGAGGAGUUCCAAGUGCUGCUGUUUUUCCUAUGCUAAUGGGAUCUGGUUCUUUCUCUCUUCUUGCCUCUGAUAGGGAUAAAGAAAUCAAAUGCUCCAAAAAGUUACCACGUUAUCUACGUUGGCCCCAUAUGCAUGCUGGCCAAGUUCAUGGACUGAGUUUAAGAGAGAUAGGUGGUGGCUUCACAAAACACCAUCGCGCUCCAUCCAUUCGUGCAGCAUGUUAUGCAAUUGCUAAACCAUCAACAUUGGUACAGAAAAUGGAGAUCAUAAAAAAGUUAAGGGGACAUCAGAAUGCCGUCUAUUGUGCUACAUUUGAUCGUUCCGGGCGGUAUGUAAUAACUGGUUCAGAUGAUCGCCUUGUAAAGAUCUGGUCAAUGGAAACUGCAUUUUGCCUAGCUAGUUGCCGGGGACAUGAAGGUGACAUUACUGACCUGGCCGUGAGUUCAAAUAAUGCUGUGGUGGCUUCUUCUGCAAAUGACUUUAUCAUUAGAGUUUGGCAUCUACCUGAUGGCCAUCCAAUAUCAGUGUUGAAAGGGCACACUGCAGCUGUGACUGCCAUUGCCUUUAAUCCCAGACCAGCUGCUGUUUAUCAGCUACUCUCAUCCUCUGAUGAUGGAACAUGUCGUAUAUGGGAUGCCAGACAAUCAAGUGCAAAGCCACGUAUUUACAUCCCAAAGCCUUUAGAUACUUCAGCUGGAAAGACCACUGAUCCUUCCCCUAGUGUUGGUCAACAAACACAUCAGAUUCUUUGUUGUGCAUUCAAUGCUAAUGGAACUGUAUUUGUUACUGGUAGCUCUGACACAUAUGCUCGGGUAUGGAAUGCUUAUAAGAGCAAUAUGGAUGACCCUGAGCAAUCGAACCAGGAGAUGGAUCUUUUAUGUGGCCAUGAGAAUGAUGUCAAUUAUGUGCAAUUUAGUGGUUGUGCUGUGGGGUCUAGAUCUUCUGUCGGUGAUGCUCUGAAAGAAGAUAAUCUUCCUAAGUUUAAGAAUUCCUGGUUCACUCAUGACCACCUUGUUACCUGCUCACGUGAUGGCAGUGCAAUUAUUUGGGUCCCAAGGUCCCGACGAUCUCAUGGCAAAGUUGGGCGCUGGACUCGUGCUUAUCAUCUUAGAGUCCCUAUGCCACCUAUGCCUGCCCAACCUCGUGGUGGUCCUCGUCAGAGAUAUCAACCAACUCCUCGUGGUGUUAAUAUGAUAGUUUGGAGCUUGGAUAAUCGUUAUGUGCUUGCUGCUAUCAUGGAUUGUAGAAUAUGUGUCUGGAAUGCUUCUGAUGGUAGCUUACUCCAUUCAUUAAUUGGCCAUGAGGAAUCUACGUUUGUUUUGGAUGUGCAUCCUUUCAAUCCACGGAUAGCUAUGAGUGCUGGCUAUGAUGGUAAAAUGAUCAUCUGGGAUAUAUGGGAGGGUACACCUGUGCGGAUAUAUGAAGUUGGUCGUUUCAAGUUGGUUGAUGGGAAAUUCUCACCGGAUGGAACUUCAGUUAUUCUCUCAGAUGAAGUUGGUCAGAUAUUUAUUGUGGCAACUGGUCAGGGAGAGUCACAAAAAGAUGCCAAAUAUGAUCAGUUCUUUCUUGGAGAUUAUCGACCCCUUAUGCAAGAUACAAGUGGAAAUGCACUGGAUCAGGAGACCCAACUUACACCCCACAGGAGGAAUAUUCAGGAUCUUCUCUGUGAUUCGGGUAUGAUUCCAUAUGCUGAACCUUAUCAGAGCAUGUAUCAAAGACGCCGCUUAGGUAUCAUGGGUAUUGAGUGGCGUCCUAGUUCAUUGAAACUUGCAGUUGGUCCAACUUACAAUGCUAAUACUGGUGAUUUUCAAGCACUACCAAUUGUGGAUCUAGAGCAGUGGGUUGAGCCUUUACCAGAGAUUGUGGAAGCUAUAGCUUGGGAAGUUGAAAAUGACAUGCAGAGUGAUGAUGCCGAUUCUGAAUAUAAUGUAACUGAUGAAUAUUCCAGCCAUGCAGGUCAAGAAAGUUUGAGCAGUACCUCAUGUGAAGAAGCAGAAAUCAGUGCCGACGAUAGUAGAGACGAUAACGAUGGAAAGGAAAUCCUUAGGAGAUCUAGAAGGAAAAAACACAAAUCUGAAGCUGAGUUCACAACUUCAUCUGGUAGGCGGGUAAAAAGAAGAAACUUUGAUGAAUGCAAUGGCGCUUCUGUGUCAAAAUCUCACAGACCUAAGAGGUCCCGGAAUGGGCAUUUGAAAAGAUUUAAGGCCUCUAAAUCCGAGCCUUCAAGGCCACAGAGAAUUGCUAAGAAGAAUGCUCUCACUUUCUUCUCUAAAUUAACAAGUGCUUCUACAGAUGAAGAAGAUAAUGAGCCAGACAGUAAUUUCUCUGAUAGUGAAUCGACAUUGCCAGAUUCAAAGACCCACAGUGUUGAGUCUGAAAGAUCAAUGAAAUUCAAUCCACCUACUCGUGCAAAGGCGAAGGAAAACAUCAAAGAUGCGCUUGAAGACACUGCAAUACCUUCUGAAGUCAUCAAUAAACAGGAUAAUCCAGUAAUCAAAAGGAAGUUGGUCCUUAAGCUGCCACGUCAUGUUGUCUCUGGAACUUUAACAUCUGAAUGCCCUGAACAGGAUAAUUUGUCUGUAUCGUUGCCUAUAACUAAUUCUGUUGUCAAUAGCCAUAAUAGACCUGAAAAUGAGAUAACUGAAACAGUCAGUUCACAGAAUGAAAUUGCCUCCCACCCUCAUCUUUCAGUGGAUCACCAGGCCAGUACGAUUAAAUGGGGAGAAGUUAAGCAGCGCUCUUCAAAACGCCAAAGAGUAGGCGACAUCAUAACUUGGGCUGCUGCAAAUACAAACCCAGAUGAUGCUAACACAAUUGGAGUUGACACCAUUGGAAAUACUGUAUCUGAGGAUGAGUGUCAAACAUCAAUUUCUAGGAUGCAAAUUAAUGAUAAUAGUCAUGAGAGAAAUAUAGCAGAAAUUUGUGUUCACGAGUCGGACCAAACAGAGAAUGGCAAUCCUGUGAACCAUGAAUGCAAGGUUGUUAAUGAAUCAUCCAAAAUAUAUGAAGUGGUUUCAGCUAAAGCUGUAAAUUAUUUUGGUAGCAAGUGUAGUUUUGAUGUGGAUCCUCAGGUAGACAAAACUAUGAAGAUGACUUACCCAAAGAUACGGUUCAAGACUAGAGGAAUAGUACCAGAGUUUAAUAGUUCAUUCUCCAAGUUAAAAUCUACAGCACUUAACAAUUCAAGGAGCUCAGAGGAUGAGCUUGUCUCAGACAGUCCAAUCCCAACUGACCAAGAUUUUGAUUUGGUUGCUGAUGAGGAUGAAGGAACCAGCAGAAAGAGUUCAGACCCUGGCAAAUCAAAUAAUAUAUCAGAAAAUUCAGAAGGAUGGACAACCACAAAUGCUAGUUUGUUUGUUUCCAAUGAUGACAAAGACUUGAAUUCCUGCCGGAAAAUGUAUGAUGCUGUAUAUAAGAGGAUGAAGUUGUCCAAGGGGAAGGAGAAUUUUAUUGUUGAUGUCCAAGCCAAGCAAGAAACUACUUCAGAUUCUGUUGACCAUGAUGAGGCAACAUUGCCAUUUAGUGGUAAAAUUGGAAGUUCUCGCAGAACAAGAUCCACAGGUGGAAGGGCACCUAAACAUGAUCUAAGCUAUAGCAUGAAUAAUUUUGAUGAUAAAAAUUAUGGUUCUCUUGGAGCGUCCACGAGCAGAGGAAAGUCUACAUCUGGUUCCCGUAAUCAAUUUUUAGUUGAUGAAUGGAAAUCAACAUCAAAAAUGCCUGUUGGUUUAAGAUCUGUAAGAAACAGAAGGGAGAACUACACUACAAGUGAUUUCAGAUGUUUGGAUAAGAAAAGCCAUCAAUCAUUGCGAAAACUUUCAUGGCUUUUAUUGUUAGAGCAUGAGGAGUGCUAUAGAUAUAUUCCCCAAAAGGGUGAUAAAGUUGCCUAUCUGAUACAGGGCCACCGUGAGUACAUUGAAAGCUAUGCUACAACUGAAGUAGGUCCAUGGAAAUCAAUCAAAGGCUUAAAAGCUGUCGAGUUUUGCAAAGUACAAAAACUUGAAUAUGCUUCAUUUCCUGGAUCUGGUGAUAGCUGUUGCAAACUCACCCUUGAAUUCAAUGAUCCUUCAUCUUGUGGGUUCAAGAAAACUUUCCGAGUCACAUUGCCUGAAAUCAAUGGUCCUGACUUUCUCGUGGAAAGAGUACGCUUUGAUGCUUCCAUUGAAAGGAACUGGACCCACAGAGACAAGUGCCAGGUAUGGUGGAGGGAUGCUGAUGGAUCUGGUGGAACUUGGUGGAGUGGUCGGAUCUUAACUGUAAAACCUAAAGAUUCUGAGUUUCCAGAUAGCCCAUGGGAAAGAUAUGUAGUACAGUACAAGGAUGAUUCUUCUGGACAGCAUUUACAUAGUCCUUGGGAACUUCACGAUGCUGAUACUCAUUGGGAACAUCCUUGUAUUAUAAAUGCAACCAGAGACAAACUUUUAAAUUCUAUUGCUAAGAUAGAACAUGCGUCAAUAGGAAAUCAGGAUUAUCAUGGUGUUCAGAAGCUAAGUCAGGAGGCUCAGAAAUUUGAGUUCUUGAACAGAUUCCCCGUUCCACUUUCUCUUGAAGCGAUCAAGAGGAGACUUGAAAACAACUACUAUCGCACUGUGGAUGCACUGAAGCAUGAUGCCGAAGUGAUGAUUUUGAAUGCUGAUACGUACGUCAGCAAGCGCCCCCUCCCAGAGAUGAAGUCAAAGAUUAAGAGGCUAAAGGAAUGGGUCGAGCAUACAUUUUUUUCGUUGUAGGAAGAAAAACAGCCAGAGGAGUCUCCGUUAUAUAGGCCAAGACUGCUGCCUCGUUGUAGAUAUCUCUAUUCUAACAUAUUGUUUCACAUUUUGGCAGUCUACUCACGCAUCCAUUUAUUUCUUUGGGUGGUUGAGGAACACCAUACAGAGAAGAGAGUGAGGAAGAGAGAAAGGGGAAGAGAGAGAGAAUGGUCGGCCAGAAUUCAUUUAUGGGUAGAACCUUCACCAUCAAUAAAAUGAAAGAGAGAGAACUAGCAAAUGCUGUGACACCCUUUUUCCUUUUUUCUUUUUUUAUCUUCCUCUUUUCUAGUCAUUCGAGUAAUUGUUCCAUAUAUUUCAUUAUUACUAAUUUGAGCAAGAUAAGUUUAAAGUAAAGAUGUAUUUUCCAAGUCAUUCA